ACCUGACCAACCGGCGAGUCCUGUCGCGAGCCCGAACGGCUUUGAGAACGCGCGUGCGCGCCCAGGUUUCCUCGCUGGUGCUGCUUCUUAUUGCUUGGGCCGUGCGAGCGACCGAGUUCGGUUCCUCCCGGGGCGGGAGCAAGGUGCGGCGGCACAAGGAGCGGUGUUGGCGGGUAAAGGGUGAAGCUCAAGAUGGCACACUUUUUAAUAAAGUUAACUAAUAAAGCAAGUAUGGACAAUUAAGGAUUAUUUUUUCUUGUGUUACGGGAGAAUGACAAUGGAACAGAUGAAGUACUCUAGGACAUGUUUGUGAACAGCCAAGAUAGUUUUUUAAAUUGUUGAUUACAUUUUAGAUUUUUAAGAAGCAUCAUUUGAAAACAGAGUUUCUCUGUCUGGAUCUAUUCUGGGUACAGGUGAUUUAUCAUUAAAGCACCAACGUGAAAAUAAAUUUUCUCUUCAAAAAUAAAACAUGAAAUGAAGCUAGACUUGAAGGAUUUAGUGCAUUGUAUACAAGAGCACAAAUAAGACUAGUCCUCCAACAUGUCCCCCACUCCCCCUUGAAAGAAAAGGAUUUACAGCUCAACCGUGUACCAGCUGUUACCCGGAUUUAGCAGUCAGCAGAGAAAUAAACAAAAUUAAACAAACUGCCAGACAUACAGCCCCAAUUUCUGAUGAAACCAGGGAAGAGUGCUCUUGCUUUAGGAGAAGACAACUUUGGUGGGGUUGAAGAAACAAAUGUGCGUAAGGCUGGCAGGUUUGUAAGCAGAAUAACCUUUCCCUGAGGAACACCCAGAAUGCACUGUUUUAUACUAAGAGCAGAUUAAAAAGGAGAAACUUUACCUCAGAGUCUGCCUUGGAAAUUACUGUGGACUUUCUGAAAAUAAAACAUUAAACAACACCAAAACCUAGGGGAGACCUUGUUUCUUAUUGAUCAUCAUCCCUGGAGUGCUCAUCCUGCCCUCUUGCACUAAAAUUUUGAGUUCAGCUACUGCAGUGCUACAUCUCUCAACUAUUUGUGCCACCUUCAGAAGAGGACCAUCUUGAACACUACUUGAAGGAUUGUAUUUUUUUUCUAAAGCCUCCAAAGAAUCUGCAUAAUUUCAGCUAACUCUUCUCAGUUGCUACAAUUGUAAUUGGAAUACAAGCUUCUAUUUUAUAUUUUUCAAUUUUUGCCCCUGAAGAGCCUUGGGAAUAGAUAUCCAAUUCCCCUGACUGUCAUUUUGACAUUUGUUUCAGUUGUGAAUACAAACCUGAUUCAUUAUUCAUACUAAUCAUACUAUAAAUCAGCUGUCUUUUAACAGCUAAAAACUGGACAGUUGCUUAAACCUCUCUCCUUCUAUAGUUGCUUCCUUUUUGAAGGUCCCUCUCCCCAUUUUCUUGUCCAUUCUGACUCCAAUUGGGCCUGGGCUAUGCUGCAGGGCGGAUCAUCCACCAGAGCUCCAACAUGCCAGCAGCAUCUGGAAAGAGAUUCAAACCCAGCAAAUAUGUCCCAGUAUCAGCUGCAGCCAUCUUCCUAGUAGGAGCCACCACUCUCUUCUUUGCUUUUACAUGCCCAGGGCUCAGCUUUGAUAUCUCCCCAGUCAUACCCAUUUACAAUGCUGUGGUUUUCCUCUUUGUGCUGGCCAACUUCAGCAUGGCCACCUUCAUGGAUCCAGGCAUAUUUCCACGAGCUGAAGAAGAUGAGGACAAGGAGGAUGACUUCCGAGCUCCACUGUACAAGACUGUGGAGAUAAAGGGCAUUCAGGUGCGCAUGAAAUGGUGUGCAACAUGCAGAUUCUAUCGGCCCCCACGGUGCUCCCACUGUAGCGUCUGCGACAACUGUGUGGAGGAGUUUGAUCAUCACUGUCCCUGGGUGAACAACUGCAUAGGGCGGCGCAAUUACCGCUACUUCUUCCUGUUUCUACUCUCACUUACAGUACAUAUCAUGGGUGUAUUUGGUUUUGGCUUGCUGUAUGUCCUGUAUAAAGUGGAAGAACUCUCUGGGAUCCGCAUGGCUGUCACCAUGGCUGUCAUGUGUGUGGCUGGUUUGUUUUUCAUUCCUGUAGCUGGCCUUACAGGAUUCCAUGUUGUACUGGUAGCUAGGGGUCGAACUACCAAUGAACAGGUUACAGGUAAAUUCCGGGGUGGGGUAAAUCCAUUCACCAAUGGUUGCUGUAAGAAUGUCAGUCGUGUCCUCUGCAGCUCCCCUGCCCCCAGGUAUCUUGGGCGGCCAAAGGCAGAACAGACUGUAUUAGUGAGGCCACCAUUCCUACGGCCAGAAAUAUCAGAUGGACAGAUUGCUGUAAAGAUAAUGGACAAUGGAAUCCAGGCUGAGUUGAAGAGAUCAAAGUCCAAAGGAAGCCUUGAAGUGACGGAGAGCCAGUCUGCUGAUGCUGAGCCACCACCCCCACCCAAGCCAGACCUCAGCCGCUACACAGGUCUGAGGACGCAUUUAACUCUGACCACCAAUGAGGACAGCAGUUUGCUAGGCAAGGACAGUCCUCCAACUCCAACCAUGUACAAGUACCGACCUGGCUAUAGCAGCAGCAGCACUUCAGCUGCAAUGCCUCACUCCACCAGCGCCAAGCUAAACCGAGGAGACAGCCUGAAAGAGCCAACAUCCAUUGCUGAGAGCAGCCGAAAUCCUAGUUACCGCUCUGAGCCAAGCCUGGAGCCAGAGAGUUUUCGUUCUCCCACUUUUGGCAAGAGUUUCCAUUUUGAUCCACUUUCAAGUGGCUCCCGCUCCUCCAGCCUCAAGUCUGCCCAAGGCACAGGCUUUGAAUUGGGCCACCUUCAGUCCAUCCGCUCGGAGGGCACCACAUCCACAUCUUACAAGAGCCUGGUCAAUCAGACACGCAAUGGGAGUUUGUCAUAUGAUAGCCUUCUCACACCUUCUGAUAGCCCUGACUUUGAGUCAGUGCAGGCAGGUCCAGAGCCAGAUCCCCCAAUGGGUUACACUUCUCCUUUCCUUUCAGCUCGUAUUGCCCAACAGCGGGAGGCUGACUUGCACAGUCGUUUCCCAACCUCUGGCUCUCCCAAGCACCAGCCACUCCGUGAUUCUUCACCCGUCCGCUAUGACAAUCUUUCACGCCACAUUGUGGCCUCCAUGCAGGAACGGGAGAAGUUGCUUCAGCAGUCACCCACACCACCACCCCUAGCCAAAGAGGAAGAUACAGGACUGGGGGACUCAGGCAUCCAAUCCACACCAGGCUCCAGCAAUGCCCCACGUACCAGCUCCUCCUCGGACGAUUCAAAGCGCUCACCCCUGGGCAAGAACCCGCUCACCCGCCCAGUGGCACCUCGCUUUGGCAAACCGGAGCCACCACAUGCACUCAGAGUGCGUUCACUGGGCUCACCAGACCAGCCUGCAGCCUCUCACUUGGGCAAAUCUGUGUCUUACAGCAGCCAAAAACAGUCACCCCAAGCCAUCGUCCCAGAGAUUGAGGAGGUGGCCUUGCAGCCUUUGCUGGCACCAAAAGACGAGGUGCAGAUGAGACCCUCCUACAGCAAGUCCAAUGGACAGCCCAAGAGCCUGGGCUCCACCUCGCCCACUCCUGGCCAGCCACCUCUCAGCAGCCCCACUCGUGGAGGAGUCAAGAAGGUCUCUGGAGUGGGUGGGACUACGUAUGAGAUUUCUGUAUGAGGAGGUGUCUCCCCACUGUCAACUCCUCCCUGGCUGAUUCCAAAAUAUCCUGUUCCUGAUGAGCAGGAAUAAGGAACUUGCUCAGCAGAUGGUUGCCCAUCACAUGCAUGGACCUUUUCUUUUUUUACAAAUCUGAUUUUUGGAGGGUGGGAGAGAGCAGAGGGGACAGUGACCUUUUUAAAUGAAACAAACUGGGAUUGAAAGAGUCCCUAAACACUACAGCAGGAUCCAGCCUUGCUCACCUCCACAGCCUGCCCUCUUCCUCUCAACAACCAAGACUGCAAUUUGUAGCACACACUGCCGAGAGAGAAGAGGAGGGGCUUGCUAUCAGCACCCCUCUGUGGGAGAAGGUGCAGGCUGAAGCCUGCCCCGCUACCAACAGGACAGUCAAUUGUGGACCUCGUGCAAUCGCUCGCCUAGUGCAGUAGGAGUGGAUCAUUUUUAAUUUUUUUUAUUAUUGUUACGGAUUCUAUUUUUCCUCUUCUGAGUUACUGGGUGUGUGUAUAUAUAAAUAUCUAUAAAUAUAUAAAUAUAAGUAUAAAAAGAAAUUAUAUAUCUACCCAUAUUGAGGGAGGGAGCCCCAGGCAGACUCCACUAGCCAGGCCUGAGGAAACCAUGUGUUAAGUUAAGUUCAGGGGCAUUUAAGUUCAGGAGAGUGUGGAGGAUCAUCAGCCACUCGGUUUAUUUUGAAUGGGUUGGGCAGGCCAAAAGAAAUGCUGCCACCCCCACCCUCACCCAGGGCAGGUAGGACUGAGGAGAUGCCAGCACUGCAUUUGACCUGGCCUGGUCAUCCCAAGACCUGUGGCCAGACAUGAGUUUGGCUUGUACUGAGUUCUGGAUUGUUCAUUCCAGAAAAGAGCAUACAAAGCCCCUGUCUUCUGCAAUCCUACUCACUUGGGCUAUAGUGUGCUGGAAGGCUUUCCAUCUGAGCAUAUCCUUUCUUGGCGGAUAUAGUUUCAGAAAACUGUUAGCACUUUUCAGCUUCUGGACAGACAUUACCUUCUCAAGAAGAUGACUCCCAGCAAAAGCAUGCCUCCCCCUGCAAAUCAGGCAGAUGAGUGCACACAAGUACACUCAGUUGUAUACCUUUAUGGCCUGAAAAGGUAUGUGGGGUUCUGAGCAGCAGGAGGGGGGUGGCAGCAGCAUUGGGGCUAGGUCCCUUAUGUGGAAAUACUGUAUUUAGUCAACCUUUCCCCCAGGUGGUUUCCCCUGCUUUUUUACAUUGCUUUUAUGAAUUGCUCCUUAUUGAUUUAUUGUGGUGUCACAGUUCUUUCUUCACAAACUGGGCAAGAGAAAGAAGAGGAAAAAAACAAACCAAAAAGCAAUAUUUUUCCAUAUGCCAAAAAUGUCUAUCCAUGCCUAUGAAAGUAAAAAUCAGAGCAACCCGGGAAUCCAACAAUCUCUAGUCGCUACUGACUCUUUCUCUAUGGCAAUAUCUUAACUGUGGUCUCCACUGAGCCACACUUUUAUUUUUAUUAUGACUAGCCAUUUUAAAAUGAGGAAUAAAAAAUAUAAUGAGCCACUCCCUC
Molecule: messenger RNA, 5151 nt
Organism: Varanus komodoensis (Komodo dragon)
Lineage: Eukaryota; Metazoa; Chordata; Lepidosauria; Squamata; Varanidae
Gene: ZDHHC5
Product: zinc finger DHHC-type palmitoyltransferase 5
Exons: 12
Coding region: 1445-3622 (725 amino acids)
Biological process (GO): protein palmitoylation
Molecular function (GO): palmitoyltransferase activity
Source: RefSeq, a predicted model, not a curated record